GCUCAGCUUAGCUUGUUGCGUUGAGGCGCCCCACGUAGGAUCCAGGCACAUGGCAACGAUUCAGUAUGACGACGGCGGCAUUAACAGGAUAUCAAAGGCAUUGACACAGCCAAAAGUGCAGGGAGCUUCCCAGGCUAUGCUCCAUGCAGUGGGCAUGACACCUGAGGAUCUUAACAAAGCUCAGGUGGGUAUUGCCUCCGUGUGGUAUCAGGGCAACCCUUGCAACAUGCACUUGCUCUCCUUGGGUGAAGACGUGAAGAAGGAAGUUGACAAGGAUCCAUUGAUGUAUGGCUUCCAGUUCAACACCAUCGGAGUAUCGGAUGGUAUGUCCAUGGGCACCAAAGGAAUGAUGUACUCACUUCCAUCUCGAGAAAUCAUCGCAGACAGCAUUGAAUCGGUGAUGGGAGCCCAAUUCUACGAUGCCUUGGUGACAAUUCCUGGGUGCGACAAGAACAUGCCAGGCUGCGUGAUGGCUAUGAUUCGCAUGAACCGACCAUCGCUGAUGCUCUAUGGUGGCACUAUUGCAUCUGGCAGAUCUUGCAAAGGGGAGGACCUUGACAUUGUCUCCACUUUCGAGGCUUAUGGCAAGUUCAUUGCGGGCUCGAUCACUGAUGAGGAGAGGGCAGAUAUCGUUCGUAAAGCUUGUCCCGGUCCCGGUGCGUGUGGCGGAAUGUACACAGCCAAUACCAUGGCGACUGCAACAGAGGCCCUAGGCCUGUCGCUACCAUAUUCAAGCUCCUCGCCAGCAGCAUCCCCUGAAAAGCGAGCCGAGUGCGAGCGAGUUGCGAAGUGUGUGAAGGCGAUGUUGGAGAGGAACCUGAAACCAUCGGACAUUUUGACCAAGAAGUCCUUUGAAAAUGCCAUCGUCAUCGUGAACGCUUUAGGAGGAUCCACCAAUGCGGUACUGCACUUGCUGGCGAUUGCGGCCACGGCGGAGAUCGACCUGACCAUCGAUGACUUCCAACGGAUCAGUGCCAAGACGGCGUUGAUCGCAGAUUUGAAGCCCAGCGGAAAGUUUCGAAUGGAGGACGUUCACCGGAUUGGUGGCAUUCCCGCAGUGAUGAAGUAUCUGCUGAAGCUUGGGUGGCUCUAUGGAGACUGCUUGACAGUCACUGGCCAGACCAUAGCGCAGAAUUUGGCCAGCGUGCCUGAUCUUGAUUUUGGUGCGCAAUCGGUGAUCCUGCCUUUGGAGAGGUGCUUGCAGAAGUCAGGCAACCUGAAGAUCUUGAGAGGGAACCUUUCCCCAGAAGGUUCAGUUGGCAAGAUCACUGGCAAGGAGGGCACCUCCUUCACUGGGCCGGCCAACAUUUUUGAUGGAGAAGAAGCCAUGGUGAAAGGCCUGGAACAAGGGAAGAUCUCCAAGGGCGAUUUCAUUGUGAUUCGUCAUGAGGGCCCAAAGGGAGGCCCUGGAAUGCGAGAGAUGCUGACUCCAACGAGCGCCAUUAUGGGUGCGGGUUUGGGAAAGUAUGUGGCACUGAUGACGGACGGACGCUUCUCUGGUGGAUCGCAUGGCUUCAUCAUUGGUCAUGUUUCUCCAGAGGCAUGGGUCGGCGGACCCAUCGCGCUUCUUCGAAAUGGAGACAAGAUUACUGUGGAUGCCGAGAAGUUGCAGCUCACGGUGGAUCUCUCGGAAGAGGAGCUGAAGUCCCGAAAGGAUGCGUGGAAACAACCACCUUUGCCAGUGAAAACAGGAUACCUGGCCAAAUACGCACGGUUAGUGUCAUCGGCUUCCUUGGGAUGUUUAACAGAUCGAUGAGGAAAGAUCCAAAGGCUGAGCUUUACCUCGACAGGUUCGUCUGAGAUUUUUGAAUUCGAAGACUCCUCGGUCGACCGAUCUAUCAACAUACCUCGCCCCCCCAGCCUUCGGUGACUGGGCAUUUGAGAGCGGG
Durusdinium trenchii is the source of this 1889-nucleotide messenger RNA. Lineage: Eukaryota; Dinophyceae; Suessiales; Symbiodiniaceae. The record is from the annotation of a GenBank genome assembly.